AAACUGCAUGAAUAUCCAUAGUUAAUCAAGAAGAAUGUUUUCCAGACUACACUUGAUGUCUCUUAAAAUGGUUCAAGUUGCUGUGUCAGUUCUGCUGCUUACAGGUGUAUUGGGAGCACCGUUUGUGUCUGAAGAAGAAGCAAAUGAGUUUAUACGACUUAAAAGACAAACACCAUAUUCUCAGAAUUAUUGGGAUCCAAGCAACAGCCAGAAUGCAUGGGGUUACUCUCUGGCUGAACAGGUUAGUGAAUUAUGGACGGCUUUGAGAACCAAAACACAAUACUACAUGGACUUGGGAUCUUUUGCCUUUGAUCCUGCCACUGCGCGGGACCACAUUAGGUCUUACAUGGAUAUGUUACAGCAAUCCGGGGCUCACCUCCAGCAGCAGAUAAGAAAACACAACUAAAUCUAAGAAGUUUCAUGUAUCUGCCAAUGUACUGUAUGGGGGGAUCUUUAUCCAGGAGUUACAGUUUUAGCUAUUUGCCACAACCACAUUUACUUUGUCCUGUACCUUAUUAAGACAUCUAAAGCUGGAACACACACAGUAGCCCCACAAAGUCAAUAAAAAGCAACAGAGGGUCCUGUGGCACCUUUGAGACUAACAAAAGUAUUGGGAGCAUAAG
Malaclemys terrapin pileata is the source of this 623-nucleotide messenger RNA. It is a transcript of the gene C1H3orf85, whose product is annotated as chromosome 1 C3orf85 homolog. Lineage: Eukaryota; Metazoa; Chordata; Testudines; Emydidae. The record is from RefSeq and is a predicted model, not a curated record. The coding region runs from base 35 to 406 and encodes 123 amino acids. The transcript has 4 exons.